UGGCCUACCUUGUAAAGAUGAAGGUUUUCCAAAAGGUGAAAGUGGGCUUUCUGAUGGUUGGCCACACCCACGAAGAUAUUGAUCAGGUCUUCAGCAGAGUUGCAUCAUGGAUACGACGGCGGGACAUGGUCACCCUGCAGGACUUGGUGGACAACCUCAGGGAUAGUCAGGAGCCAUCCCCUAUUGUGGAGCAACUAACAUGCUACGAUUAUAAGCAUAGCCUUGAAGGCUGCAGGGGCCUGAUUCAGGGUAUUGCAACCCCACACCAUUUCAUAAUGACAGAAAUGGAUGGGAAGGUGGCCCUGCGCUACCGUGACUGGCCAGGAUCACCAGACCACCAUCUUGACAUUGCUGGGUAUAUCCCACAGAACUUUGAUGCGGUUGGUGUCACCACCAAUCCCAAAGUUCUUGGCGAGAUACAGCAAAUGUCAGCUGACAUGGUGAAAUGGCAGGCAACAGGGAGGUUGUCAACAACUGCUGUUGAGUGGUGGACAAGGUACUUGGCAGGAGUGUCAGAUGAAAGGGAACCUUGUGUUCCCUUUGUUGAUACCCUUCCAAGGCAACAGCCAUGGUCACCUCCACAGCAGGAGUUAGCCACCUUUCUGUUGAGUGCUGCCCGGGGUCAGGCUGCACAUGUCAGCCGUCAAGUAUGCUUGAAAAUUAAGAAAAAAAGGUGUAAUUAUUGUAAUAAUGAAAUUCCUCCAGCUCUCUCAUUUUGAAAGCUUUUAAUGCCACCAAAGGAGGGAAUAUAGUGUGAUAGUGAUCAUACUGUCCAUCCGUCUGUCUGUCACAUUUUGCCUUAAGGGUUCGAAAAAUGAUCAUAACUUCUUUGUCAAUUCAGAUAUAACCUUCAUAUUUUGUAUGCAUGUGUAUAUAGACAAGGCCUUUCCAUACGCAUACAAAUUUUGACCCCUGUUAUCUUGACCUUGAAGUAAGGGUCCGCAUUUAGGUUUCGAAAUCUGCAUUUGUUUUCGAAAAACGCUCAAAACUUCUAUAAAAGCGUUUUUCAUGGGCAUAUGUCAUCCUAUAGAAACAGCUCUUGUUUGCGUUACAUUGUUAAAUUCUGCAUACAAAACAGGUAUAAUAAUUGGGCAUUAAAUAGUAAAAAUUAGUGGAAGUAGAUUAUCGCAUUGAAUCUGAAAUUUUCACUU
This is a messenger RNA of Dreissena polymorpha, 1151 nucleotides long. RefSeq lists its product as uncharacterized. Bases 18 to 719 code for a protein of 233 amino acids. The transcript is spliced from 2 exons. The record is from RefSeq and is a predicted model, not a curated record. Lineage: Eukaryota; Metazoa; Mollusca; Bivalvia; Myida; Dreissenidae.